Molecule: messenger RNA, 1542 nt
Organism: Cephus cinctus (wheat stem sawfly)
Lineage: Eukaryota; Metazoa; Arthropoda; Insecta; Hymenoptera; Cephidae
Gene: wds
Product: protein will die slowly
Exons: 9
Coding region: 322-1326 (334 amino acids)
Cellular component (GO): Set1C/COMPASS complex
Molecular function (GO): histone binding
Source: RefSeq, a predicted model, not a curated record
UAAUGGGAAGGAAGUUAGAAACAGUGGAAUGGCGGUUUAGGAUUUCAUUCUGGCACGCUUGGCGAAUGUUUCCGGCGUGGUACUGCCAGACGUUUCAUGCGUCCUGCCAAAAUUAUUGUGAAUUAACAAACAAGAAAUUAAUUUGAAGUCGGCACUGAAUUAAUUGAUGUAAUUUUUAAAAGGGCGCGAAACAACAAUUUCGAUAUCUCGUGUGACGAGUUGGGUGGUAAACUGCAUUGUGUGAAUAUACUUAUCAUAACAUAACAUAACCUUAUAUCAAUUUAUUUGUGGUAUUGUGUUGACGGUGCUAUAUAAGUGAAAAUGGUACCUUUGGGACCAUCACCGGGGCAUCAGACCUCUGUUAAUAAUUCUAUGAGCACUCCCACUAGUGGCACUAAGGGCAGUUCAGCUGUGAAACCUAAUUAUACCUUGAAGUAUACACUUGCUGGUCAUACAAAAGCUGUCUCUUCUGUUAAGUUCAGUCCAAAUGGAGAGUGGUUAGCAAGUUCAUCGGCUGAUAAACUUAUAAAAAUAUGGGGUGCGUAUGAUGGUAAAUUUGAAAAAACAAUAUCUGGUCACAAGUUGGGAAUAUCUGAUGUUGCUUGGUCAAGUGACAGCCGGUUGUUGGUUUCUGCAUCCGAUGAUAAAACACUUAAAAUUUGGGAACUAAGCUCAGGCAAAUGUUUAAAGACUUUAAAGGGACACAGUAAUUAUGUAUUUUGCUGUAAUUUUAAUCCUCAAUCUAAUCUCAUUGUCUCUGGAUCGUUCGACGAAAGUGUCAGAAUUUGGGAUGUGAGAACAGGAAAGUGUUUGAAAACAUUACCAGCACAUUCAGAUCCUGUGAGUGCCGUUCACUUUAACAGGGAUGGUUCUCUAAUAGUAUCCAGUAGCUAUGAUGGUUUAUGUCGAAUUUGGGACACAGCUUCUGGGCAAUGUUUAAAAACGUUAAUAGAUGAUGAUAAUCCACCAGUGUCGUUUGUUAAAUUUUCUCCCAACGGCAAAUACAUAUUGGCAGCUACACUGGACAACACAUUGAAACUUUGGGAUUACAGUAAAGGGAAAUGUCUUAAAACGUACACAGGACACCGCAAUGAGAAGUAUUGUAUAUUUGCCAACUUCUCUGUAACUGGAGGAAAGUGGAUCGUCUCGGGAUCAGAAGAUAAUAUGGUUUACAUUUGGAAUCUCCAGACAAAGGAAAUUGUACAGAAAUUACAAGGUCACACAGACGUAGUGCUGUGCACGACAUGUCACCCGACUGACAACAUUAUAGCCUCUGCGGCUUUAGAAAACGACAGAACAAUAAAAUUAUGGAAAAGCGAUACGUAAAUUAGGUAUACAAAAACAAGACGAACUAUCGUUUUUGUGCAAGCCUCUUCCUUACUCUGUACAAAAUAAAAUCAUAUACAACAUAAAUCAACAACAACAACAAUAUAACAAAUCAUAUACGAAUAUAUUUUACACUUCUCGAGUUCCAUGAGAAGUAUAGUAACAUUACAUAACUAAAUAAAUCAAUGAAGAACUACGUCAAUUUUUAAAAUUUAA